CAAAAUCAGCAUAAACAAUCAUCACAUAUAAUUUUCCUUUCUUCCUCCGUUUCCGGGCAAAGUCGCACACCCAUUUAUAUUCCUUUCCUUUUCAAACUCUCAUACUUUCCUUGAGAAGUCCCUCUUCAAUGGCGAUCAUGUUAUAACCCUUCAACAUCUAGAGAUUCCCAUCAAAAAUUAAACAGGAGCAUAAAUAGAAAGUGCACUAAACCAAAAAAUACAACCAAGCAAAAAAAUGGAUACAGAGCUCAAAUCUCUCAACCAAAACCAAAAUCAAAACGAAAACGAAAACCAUCCCAAGCAAUAUCAGCAAGAACCAAUCGACAAUGGUGAUCUGCCGCUCCUGAAAUCCGACUCAUCACCAUCUGAUUAUCAACGCACCAAUCAAAUCCCGGAAGAAAAACACUUUACUGCCGAGGAAUUUGAGGAUAUCGAGAAAAAGUUCGCUGCCUACGUUCGGCACGACAUUUAUGGCCCAAUGGGUCGCGGGCAGCUGCCGAUGGCGGAAAAAUUUUUGUUGUUUCUCGCAAUGUUUACGCUCCUGCCACUCCGUAUUUUUAUUGGGAUGAGCAUUCUUGUUUUUUACUACAUAAUUUGUAGGAUUUGUACUCUUUUUUCGUCGCCGUAUCGUUUGGAUGAAGGCGACGAUCCUCAGCAGCAGCAGCAGCAGCAGCACGAGGACUACUCUCACCUAGGGGGCUGGAGGAGACAGAUUAUUGUUUGUUGUGGGAGGUUCUUGUCUAGGGCUCUCUUGUUCACUCUAGGGUUUUAUUGGAUUUCUCAAACAUCCAGGAUUCAGAGUGAUAGCAGAGAUCAAUUAGAGAACUCUGAAAGGCCUGGAGUAGUCAUAUCAAACCACAUCUCUUAUUUGGAUAUCUUGUACCACAUGUCGACUUCAUUUCCAAGCUUCGUUGCCAAGAGAUCAGUGGGUAAACUUCCUCUUGUUGGCCUCAUCAGCAAGUGCCUUGGUUGUGUCUAUGUGCAGCGGGAAGAUAAAUCGUCAGACUUUAAAGGUGUUUCAGGAGUUGUGACAGAAAGAAUCAAAGAAGCGCAUGACAUUAGUGAUGCUCCAUUGAUGUUGAUUUUUCCAGAGGGGACAACUACAAAUGGGAACUUUCUUCUUCCUUUCAAAACUGGUGCUUUCCUUGCAGGAGCUCCUGUUCUUCCUGUGAUCCUUAGAUAUCCGUAUCAAAGAUUCAGUCCUGCCUGGGAUUCGAUAUCUGGAGUAAGGCAUGUAAUUUUACUCCUAUGUCAAUUUGUAAACUUUAUGGAGGUAGUGAGGUUGCCUAUCUACUAUCCCUCAAAAGAAGAGAAGGAUGAUCCCAAACUCUAUGCCAAUAAUAUGAGAAAGUUAAUGGCUAACGAGGGUAAUUUGAUACUAUCAGAUGUAGGAUUGCCAGAGAAACGAACAUACCAUGCAGCUCUCAAUGGUUUUUUAUGUCAAAGAUAAUUUGGGUUCGCCUCUGUAUAUUCAUUGUCUUGUCUUUUAUUUAAGGAAGUUAUAGGGGAAAAAAAAGAAGAAAAUAUACAUUAAGUUAUUAGUGCAUUCUCACAAUGCCCUCUAAUGAGAAUGCUGAAUUUUGGGUUUCUGAUGAUACUUUGGUAAAGAGGUGGCAAACAAGCGCUCAUUACCAUCAUUCUCUCAUCAUUUCGAGGGUUUCGAGAUCCAGGAUGUUUUUAUAUCAAGUGAAAAAGCCUCAUGUCUUGUUAUGGAGUGGGGGUUGUUUUGCUUUGAUUCUCUCUAAGGAUCCUUCCAAUGCGGAAAAAAACAUCAAUGUUAGUUAUAACGAAGUAGCUAACAUAUAAAGCAGUUUUAAGGUAAGAGACCCUCUUGGUCGGGUAUAGGAUACAAAGAGCAUUCCACUGUUUUUUGGGGGUACGGGUUCAUGUAUCUUCUACUUCAUAUUAAAUUGACUUGUCAUAUUGUUAAUUGUUGUUAUACUAGCAUUAACCAGCCUACAGUGUAUAAAAUAUAUAGGCUUAUGACUUUUGUGGGUCUCCCUACUAUUAUUGAUUAUUCACACCCUUAUACCAUUCAA
Messenger RNA from Beta vulgaris subsp. vulgaris (sugar beet), 2039 nucleotides. Its product is annotated as lysophospholipid acyltransferase LPEAT1. Bases 236 to 1450 code for a protein of 404 amino acids. Gene Ontology annotation, biological process: phospholipid metabolic process. Gene Ontology annotation, cellular component: endoplasmic reticulum. Gene Ontology annotation, molecular function: lysophosphatidylethanolamine acyltransferase activity. The transcript has 9 exons. Lineage: Eukaryota; Viridiplantae; Streptophyta; Magnoliopsida; Caryophyllales; Amaranthaceae. The record is from RefSeq and is a predicted model, not a curated record.